ACUCUGUGAGAUUGGGGAACAUAAGUUAUGUAACCAUGAUCCUAAUUUAUAUUAAAAUCCCUAUUUUAAAAGGAGCAAACAGAUGAGAGAUGCCCAAGCUCAUGUGGCCAGUAAACGGCAGCAUCGGGAUUUGAACCCGACUCGCUACUGCCGUCGGGGAAAGGAGUCCCAGACUUGCCGAGGGGCUUCUCCACGCAGAUGAUCAGGGCUGGGGCAGUCGGACCCAGCCUAUGGAGGGGACAGACCCGUGGUGACCGACUGCUCCAAACCCGCAGGGCGGGACGGGAGAGAGCUGCCAGGGGAAGGAACCGUUUGGGGGUGCGGCCACGGCAGCUGUUUCGCUUCAGGGGUGCCCAGUGCUCUCUCAAAAGCACCCACAGCCAAGAAACCACACUUAUGCCACCUGAAGCUGAAAACACAAGCCCAGGACGCUGGCGACGCGACCCCCGCACCCAACGCACCGGACCUGACCCACCUCCGCGUAGCGCCCGCCCACUCACCAAUCAGAGGGAUUCUGAUCGGAUCCCCAGAGCACAGGGGCGGGACAACAGAGGAUCAUGUCCAAUGAGGAAUCGGUUCCCUGUCGCCUCAGGACUGAGUACUUCAGAAUCCUAACUGGAGAAUGGAGAGGAGGCGGUGGGCUUGGCCAAUCAGAGGGAGUGACUCAACAUUUGUGACCGAUAGCCAAUCAGAAGAGCGGUGGCAUCUGACUCUCCGGGCCCACGCUUCCCGCCUUUCCCCUAACUCAAGAGUCGCCGGCUCGCUGGCCACUAAAGUUGGGGCGCUCCCAGACCUCUCCUCACAGUCUUACCGCCGACACCGCUGCUGUGCAGGUGUCCGGGUGGAACAUGGCGAACUCGGGCUGUGAGGACCUGCGGGACCAGGAGGGGGAGAGUUUUCUGUACUUCGCCUACGGUAGCAAUCUGCUGACCGAGCGGAUCCACCUCCGAAACCCGUCGGCCGCGUUCUGCUGCGUGGCUCGCCUGCAGGAUUUUAAGCUUGACUUUGGCAAUUCCCAAGGCAAAACAAGUGAAACUUGGCAUGGAGGUAUAGCCACCAUUUUUCAAAGUCCUGGCGAUGAAGUAUGGGGAGUAGUAUGGAAAAUGAACAAAAGCAAUUUAAGUUCUCUGGAUGAGCAAGAAGGAGUUAAAAGUGGAACAUAUGUCCCAAUAGAAGUUAAUGUUUAUACUCAAGAAGGAAAAGGAAUAAUUUGCCGAAGUUAUCAGAUGAGAAAUUAUGAGAGUGCACCCCCGUCUCCCCAGUAUAAAAAGGUCAUUUGCCUAGGUGCAAAAGAAAAUGGUUUACCGCUGGAGUAUCAAAAGAAGUUAAAUGCAAUAGAACCAAAUGACUACAAAGGAGAAGUCUCAGAAGAAAUUGAAGACAUUAUCAAAAAGGGAGAAAAAAAACUCACUAGAACAUAAUAGAAUAUAUCUACGGAUAUUUUCUGUAUGUGCUAAUAUAUUUUUAACGUAUAGAACAGGGAUCUGAGGUAUCUCUGUGUUUAAUAUAUUUUCAACAGUGCUCUGAAGGGAUAUCUUACUAAGGUGAUUCCUUGUUUUUAGACUAUAAAAAGAAACUAGGUUAGGGAUUAGAUGAUAGGAAAGGGGGCCAUCAGGCACUGGAAUGCAUGAUAAAUGGAUGUAGGUACUCCUUCUGUGAACACUUAAAGUUAUUUUCUGGAUUUGAGUGUAUCCUUGCUCUGUGACAAAGGAGAGAUUUGCAACUUAAUGAUCGUGCUGGUGAAUUGCUCUGCUCUGGGAUUUUUUUAUCAGCUUAAUAGGAGCAAACAAACUGCAGAGACAGCUGAUAAUAAUUUUUUUAAAUUUAAAAAUGGCAUACUGUUCUUAGAGAAAUAAAUAUAUUUGUGCUUUCACCUGUA
Molecule: messenger RNA, 1879 nt
Organism: Hyaena hyaena (striped hyena)
Lineage: Eukaryota; Metazoa; Chordata; Mammalia; Carnivora; Hyaenidae
Gene: GGCT
Product: gamma-glutamylcyclotransferase
Exons: 4
Coding region: 849-1421 (190 amino acids)
Molecular function (GO): gamma-glutamylcyclotransferase activity
Source: RefSeq, a predicted model, not a curated record